Molecule: messenger RNA, 1182 nt
Organism: Pelagomonas calceolata
Lineage: Eukaryota; Pelagophyceae; Pelagomonadales; Pelagomonadaceae
Source: the annotation of a GenBank genome assembly
GACAAAUUUGUUCGCUGCCAGCCACAUCUCUGCAUGCGGCUGUCGUUGCUCGGGCUUGGCGCAUUUACAGCGACCUCCUCUCACGUCGCAGCCUUCUCAGCAGCGCGCAAACUGCAGUCAUUACGCAGACAGACGACUCGACGCACAGCACCACUGCACAAAAAAUUCACAGCACUAACCAUGUCCAGCAACCCGUCGGCCCUCUACACGCCCCAGGACAUAAAGGGCUGGACCGCGUUGGUAACGGGAGCGUCGAGCGGAUUCGGCAAGGCCCUGUGUGGAAAUCAACCACUGCGUCGGGUGCGCUGCCGUGCUGGCUCCGUCGAGCGGUGAGGAACCGGCACUGCCACGCCAUCGAGCAGGCGUCGCGUCGAUGGCGUGGAGGUCGACGCGAAGAUUUGGCACGGACGCGCCGUGAAUUUUGAUUUCCACACAGGCAAGGCCACCGCGUGGCGCUUCGCCGAGCUCGGCUGCAAAUUGAUCAUAGUGGCGCGCCGCGGCGACCGCUUGGAAGCUUUAGCUAGUGAACUGAAAGCUAAAUACGGCACAGAAGUUUUCUGCCUCGUGCUGGACAUGAUGGACAUCGAAAAAGUCGAAAGGAUGGACCAAUUGCUUCCCGAGCAGUUCCGGAACGUGGACAUCCUGGUCAACAACGCGGGCCUAGCUCUAGGCAAGAACAGCGUCGAGGAAAACGUGACGUCCGACAUCGUGCGGAUGAUGACGACGAACGUGACCGCGCUGAUAAUAGCUACUACAUUAUUCACGAAGGGCAUGAAACAGAGAGGAAGGGGCCACGUCAUCAAUGUUGGUAGUAUUGCGGGCCACUACGCGUAUGGUGGUGGGAGUGGCUACUGUGCCUCCAAGUCAGCCGUCACGGCGUUCACGUCCGCAGCAAGGCACGACCUCGUCGGCACGCCUAUUCGGGUCACCUGUAUUUCUCCAGGAUUCGCGGAAACUGAAUUUAGCUUAGUACGGUUCGAAGCCUCGGACAACGCGGCGGCCAAGGCCAAGAGUGUGUAUGAUAAUUUGGUACCUAUGGUCGCGGACGACAUCGCCGAUCAAAUUAUCUAUGCGGCGACGCGCCCAGCACACGUACAGAUCCAGGACAUCAUUGCGUGGCCGACGAACCAGGCGGGGCCGACGAAUAUCGCGCGCGUCGGGCCGUCGCUCGGCGCGCCCUGA